CACAUAUCUUUUGUUAUACCAAUUAUAUUAUUUUUCCUAUCGUGCUUGUUGAGAAAACGGAAAUACAUAAUCUUACAAUAUUUUAUAGAUAAGAUAGCAUUAUGAAGCAAUCUCACGCUUUGUUUCUUCUACUCGUUCAAGUCAUUGUUCUUUUGCCUCUCCAUUGUCUAUCCGACGAUUUUGUUAGCUCUAGAGCUACUUAUUAUGGCAGCCCGGACUGCAAAGCAAAUCCUCGAGGACAUUGUGGAUAUGGAGAAUUCGGAAGAGAUAUCAAUAAUGGUGAAGUGAGUGGUGUUUCAUGGCGACUAUGGAACAAUGGAACCGGCUGUGGUGCUUGUUACCAGGUGAGGUGCAAAAUACCACCACACUGCAGCGAGGAAGGAGUAUACGUAGUGGCUACGGACUCCGGCGAAGGACAUGGUACGGACUUCAUCUUAAGCCCUAAGGCGUACGGACGUAUGGCCCGACCAGGCACAGAGAAUCAGCUCUACUCCUUCGGCGUGGUGGACGUUGAGUACCAGAGGAUCCCUUGCCGGUACGCAGGGUAUAACCUGGUGUUUAAGGUCCAUGAGAAAAGCUAUAAUCCUCAUUAUCUUGCCAUCCUUGUUUUGUACGUUGGUGGUGUUAAUGACAUCCUCGCCGUUGAAGUCUGGCAGGAGGAUUGCAAAGAGUGGAUACGUAUGAGAAGAGUGUUUGGUGCAGUUCACGAUUUACAAAACCCACCAAGAGGUGCUCUCACAUUGAGGUUCUUAGUCUACGGAAGCGCCGGUAUCAAUUGGGUCCAAUCACCAAACGCUAUUCCCGCCGAUUGGACAGCCGGAGCCACUUACGACUCCAACAUUCUACUUACUUAAAUUCCAUAUCAGUGUGUUUAUAUAUAUAUAUUUUUAUGUAUGGUUUCUCUAUGUAAUGGCUAAUACGUAUAUUUAAAUAAUGCCCCCCUAGACCAAUGAUAAUAAAACAAUCGUAGUAUAGAUUCAUAUAGUUUAUGUAUUGUAUCCGUUAAAGAAAAAUGUAAUGAUUUGUAUGAGUUCGAUUUCCAUGGAAUAAAUCAGUAAUAAAAUAUUAAAUUUAACA
Molecule: messenger RNA, 1077 nt
Organism: Camelina sativa (false flax)
Lineage: Eukaryota; Viridiplantae; Streptophyta; Magnoliopsida; Brassicales; Brassicaceae
Product: expansin-like B1
Biological process (GO): sexual reproduction
Cellular component (GO): extracellular region
Source: RefSeq, a predicted model, not a curated record